CCAUAAAAGAUUAUAUUAAAUGGAUUUUUUCCUCCAUAUAUCUUUUUUUAUUAAGUAGAGUAUGAUUUACUGUUUUUUCUAUAAUUAUAUCAGCAAACGCACCGCUUCAUCAAUUAAGUAAACAGGUUAAUACUUAAUUGUAUACUAAGCUAACACGUAUGUUAAACAAUGCUUAAAUGAUUUUUAUUACUCAUAAACACUGCACCAAGCCACCAAUUCAGAGGCUUUGUCUAACGUGUAUAUAUAAAGAGAGAGACUUCUACGAUUCUCUUCUAUUUUUUGCUACAUUUUUUUUUCCUCCUUUGAUUUUCAUUUUUACUAUUUUUCGUUUUACUAAGAGGGAAAAAAUGAGAGGUAGAGGAGCAAAGAUCGCCGGCGUUUUGCCGUUUUUUACGCUAUUCAUGGCCGGAGCAAUCUCCGCCUUUGAAGACAUAGAGAGGCUGAGGAUUUGGCCGUUGCCGGCGGAAGUUAGCCACGGUGGCCGGAGAAUGUAUCUAAGUGGAGAUUUCAAGCUUGUUACGGAAGGAAGCAAAUAUGAAGACACUACAGAGAUCUUGAAAGAAGGAUUUGAUAGAAUGCUCGAUGUUGUGAGACUGAGCCACGUCGUCUCUGGUGGCCGGAACUCUUCACGCUCCGGUGGAUCUGCUUUGCUUCAGGGACUCCACGUCAUUAUCUCCUCCUCCACGGAUGAGUUGGAAUAUGGAGCAGACGAGUCGUACAAAUUAGUGGUUCCAUCCCCAGAGAAGCCGUCGUAUGCACACCUCGAGACAAAGAGCGUUUAUGGUGCAUUACACGGUCUACAGACACUUAGCCAGUUAUGCCAUUUUAAUGUGAAGAAAAAGAUAAUAGAGAUUCUAAUGACUCCAUGGAAUAUUACUGACCAGCCUAGAUUCUCUUACCGUGGCCUUUUAAUUGAUACAUCCCGACAUUAUUUGCCACUUCCGGUUAUAAAGAACGUGAUUGAUUCCAUGACAUACGCCAAACUUAAUGUGUUACAUUGGCACAUUGUGGAUACACAGUCAUUUCCAUUAGAGAUUCCUUCUUACCCCAAGCUAUGGAACGGUGCUUACUCUUCCUCGCAGCGAUACACUUUCGAUGACGCCGCUGAAAUCGUCAAGUAUGCUGAACGAAGAGGGAUCCAUGUCUUGGCUGAGAUUGAUGUUCCAGGACACGCUCUCUCAUGGGGAAAAGGCUAUCCUUCCUUGUGGCCCUCCAAGAAUUGUCAAGAACCACUUGACGUGAGCAGUAACUUUACAUUUAAGGUCAUUGAUGGCAUUCUUUCUGAUUUCAGCAAGAUCUUUAAGUUUAAAUUUGUCCAUUUGGGAGGUGACGAAGUAAAUACAACUUGUUGGUCAGCAACACCGCGAAUAGCCCAAUGGCUCAAAAAGCAUCAGAUGAGUGAAGAAGAAGCCUAUCAAUAUUUCGUGCUACGGGCACAAAAGAUCGCUUUGUCUCAUGGAUAUGAAAUUAUUAACUGGGAAGAAACCUUCAACAAUUUUGGAAGCAAAUUAAACCCGAAAACCGUGGUUCACAACUGGCUUGGUACCGGAGUUGUUGAGAGAGUGACGGCUUCCGGUUUAAGGUGUAUAGUGAGUAACCAAGACAAAUGGUAUUUGGAUCAUAUAGACGCACCUUGGCAAGGCUUUUAUGAUAACGAGCCACUUCAAGCCAUAAAGGAUAAAAAGCAACAAAGUCUAGUACUUGGUGGCGAAGUUUGCAUGUGGGGUGAACAUAUUGAUGCUUCUGACAUUGAACAAACCAUUUGGCCUCGCGCUGCCGCAGCUGCAGAGCGGUUAUGGACACCUUAUGCAAAGUUGGCUACAAAUCCAGACAAGGUAACAACGAGGUUGGCUCACUUCAGAUGCUUAUUAAAUCAAAGAGGCGUUGCAGCCGCACCUUUGGUUGGUGGCGGAAGAGUCGUGCCUUUGGAACCAGGUUCUUGUCUCGCUCAGUGACACAGGUUUCAAAUGUAGAGUAUAUUACAUUUCACUAUUUCAGCAAGACCUUUUGUUAGAAAAUAUUUGGUCAAUUCAUGUUGAAAUGAACCCCUACAAUUUAGGGGUACUUAAGUUGUUUUCUUUGUUAUUUAGUCGUAGAUAUUUCCUUCCUGUUUGGAAAUAACCGUUGCAAUAUUUAUGUAGCUAGAAUUGGAAUUUAUAGCUUGAAUAAAGAAUACAUAGUUUGCAGUU
Camelina sativa (false flax) is the source of this 2189-nucleotide messenger RNA. RefSeq names its product beta-hexosaminidase 3-like. Gene Ontology annotation, biological process: glycosaminoglycan metabolic process; carbohydrate metabolic process. The record is from RefSeq and is a predicted model, not a curated record. Lineage: Eukaryota; Viridiplantae; Streptophyta; Magnoliopsida; Brassicales; Brassicaceae. Gene Ontology annotation, cellular component: membrane. Gene Ontology annotation, molecular function: beta-N-acetylhexosaminidase activity.